GGCGAUUCUCCCAUUACGCCGAGCGCGAGAUUUGCACACGCCUUUUUCCGUCUCUAUGAAAAGGUUUGCCCUUCCUCCCCCACAUCUCUAGGGUUUCUUUUACCAGUUCUCAGACCUUCGUCGAAUUUUAGGGUUUCCAUUCUAUCUCCGCUCUCGCUAUGGUAUCUCUUUUCAUCACCGAUUUCGGAAUCGAUACGAAAUCCGCCGUCAAUCGAUCUCUCUUCCGGACUCGCGGAAUAGCCAGGGUUUCGGAAGGUUCCGAUGUUGGGAAAGGCGAUUCCGAUGCUAGAAGAACUGAAAGGGAGCGUCCGAUGAUGGGGGAUUCUGAUGAUAUUAGGGUUUCUUCGGAGAUCGAUGUAGAAACUAGGAUUUCUGAGAGCAAGAGCCGGGACUUGAUUUUGAAUGGUGGUAGGAGCGAAUAUGCGGUCGCGAAAUCUGUGAAAGAGCGUGAGGUGGAGGAUUCUGGAGAAAUUGAAGUUAGGAUUUCUGAAUUGGGGUUCGGUGGCGGUGAUGGUAAAUCUGAUGGUGGGCAUGACGAGGGUGAGUGUUUGAUGUCGAUGUCUGAAGAAAUUAGGGUUUCUUCGGACAUCUCCGGUGGAGAAGUCAAGGGAAACAUGGAAUUUAGGGAACCUGAAAUUGAGGUUCAUAACCUGCGUUUCAAUAGCAUUAAUGAUGGAAAGAAUGAAGAAAUUAGGGACUCUUCAAAGGUUGGUUCUGGAGGCACUGGGAGAAAAUUUGAAGGUAGGAUCUCUCAACUUAAGGAUUGCGGCCCAUAUAUUAAUAGCAUAAGCAGUAAAGCUGAUGGAAGGAAAAUGAAGGGUACUAUGGAAGCGGCAGAGGAACAGAUAUUUGGUGGGUUGAGUUCUUUGAUUCCAUAUACAGUGGUAUUGGGUGCAGCAGAAGGCUUAACCUACGGAUUUGAGCCUGGCGACAUGGUAUGGGGAAAGGUCGCUUCCCACCCUUGGUGGCCAGGUCACAUCUUUGAUGAAGCCUUUGCUUCAUCUUCUGUACGACAGACACGUCAAGAUGGUUAUGUUUUAGUUGCCUUCUUUGGUGAUAGCAGCUAUGGAUGGUUUGAGCCUGCUGAGCUUAUACCAUUUGAACUUCACUAUGCGGAGAAGUCAAGGCAGACAAACUCCCGGAAUUUCGUGAAGGCCAUCGAAGAGGCUGUUGAUGAGGUGAGGAGGAGAAGCACUCUUGGGUUGGCCUGUCGGUGUCGGAAUCCGUUCAAUUUCAGUCCCGCCGGCGUUGAGGGGUACUGCACAGUUGAUGUGGACAAUUAUGAACCUGGAGGGGUUUACUCAAAGAAGCAGAUUGAGAAGGCGAGAAAUGGUUUUCAGCCCAUUGAGGCGCUUUCUUUUGUACAGCAGCUAGCAUUGAUGCCAAGAAGUAAUGAGCCAAGGAGUUUUGAUUGGAUUAAGAAUUUGGCUUCAGUUAUUGCUUAUCGGAAGGCAGUGUUCGAGGAGUUUGAUGAGACUUAUGCCCAGGCGUUUGGGGUGGAACCAAUACGCCCGUCGCGUAAUGCCAUGUGGGUGUUGGAACAGCCUGACAGAGUGCCACCUCGAGCUCCAUUGAGUGGCCCACUUGUGAUCGCGGAAUCUACGGGUGGUGGGAAGAGCUCCAGCAAGUCUGUAAGAGCAAAGGAUCUGUCGAAGAAAGAUAAACAUCUGUUCAAACGGAGAGAUGAGUCGAAUGAACAGAGACGCGCUGCUGUGAAGCUGGCUGAUGGUUAUGUGUUACAGAAGAGGGCUGUGGUGCGGGAAGUAAUCAGAAGAGAAGCUGACUCAGCUGCUGCGAAAACAGUGGUUACUGAUGUUGGUUCGAUUGGCGGGAAGGAGAGUUUACCAACUGCAGCUGCUGUUGGUUCUCUGGUUCAUGGCACUGUUCUUGCUGUGGAAGAAAUGGAUGCUCGGCCGGAAAUGAGUGGAAGAAGGAUGUUGGAUGGAACUGCCAGGCCUACGAAAAUGUGUGCUGGAUUCUCAGCUAUGCUGGAGAAUUCAGAAUCAUCUGGAAUUAUAAGUGGGGUUGGAGAUCAUCAUCAACAAGAUCGGAUGAUGGAAGAUAUGCAGUUACCUGGUGGUGGAGUUGGAGAUCAUCAACAGGAUCGGACAAUGGAAGAUGUACAGUUACCUAGUGUAUCAUCAAGGUUGGACGGGCCCAUUAGCCAGAAGCGGCCCAGGGAGGAUGACGCUGGGGAGAAGAAGAAGAAAAAGAAGAAAGAUUCAAACCUGGAAAUACAUGUGGAUGAUCGGAAGAGGAAUCCCAAAAUUGUGAAAGAUGGAGAGGCAUUGAGAAAAGCUGCAGGAAAAUCCAUUGGGCUCGUUACAGAGCAUCGACAAAUGAAGUUGCAGAAGAGAGACCAUGUGGACAGUGGUGUUUUGAGCUUGAGUCCUGCAGUCUCGACCCCAGAGCUGGGGAUCAGAAGCAUGAAGCUUGAAUUCCCACAGCUGGUGGAUGAUCUCUUUGCCCUUGCUGUUGACCCCUCUCAUGGGAUUGAACGUAACACCCUGGCAAUCACAACCCACUUUUUCCUUAAUUUCCGGUCGCUUGUUUAUGAGAAAAGCUUGAUUCUACAACCAGAAACUGAACCUGGAACGUCCCAACUCUCUGGUGAAUCCAGCGUGCUGGAAUCUGAUUCUGGAAUUGGUAAGAUUAAGCCAUUGAAACAUACAUCAAGACAGGAUGAUCCUACUAAAGUGGGCCGCAAGCGAAGCCCUUCUGAUCGACAGGAAGAAAUGUCUGCCAAGAGGAGGAAGAAAUUGAAUGAAAUUAAGUCCCUGGCAGUCGAAAAGAAAGUUCAAACUGCAGCACCAGAUGAGCAGAAAGUAGAACAAAAGGAGACGACUGUGGUGGCACCAGCGAAGGUGAUCAAGCCAAAACCUCCGGUGAGGGCUGCGACACCCACAUCAUUGGUGAUGAAAUUCACGCCUCAAUCAUCACUGCCAUCGAUUCCACAGCUGAAGGCGAGGUUUGCGAGAUUCGGCCCACUUGAGCAUGACGCUACCCGUGUGUAUUGGAAAUCAUGGACCUGCAAGGUUGUGUUCAAGUACAAUUCAGAUGCCCAAGCUGCUUACAACCAUGCAAUUCAAAACAAAGCACUGUUUGGGCAAAUGAAGGUGAACUACCGUCUACGGGAGCUUGACUUGCCGGCACUGGAAGUGCCUGAAACCAUCAAGCGGCAGGUUGAAGGCAGUUCUGACAACCCCAAACAGUUUAGAAUGGGCAGAAAUGGUUUUGUGGGAGAGCCAAUAUCAAGAAUGCAUCAGCAAUGGCAGCCAACUGUGCAGCUGAAGUCAUGCUUGAAGAAGGCAUCAGGUGAUGAGGUCAUGAUUGGUGGGCCCUCGAAAGAGACCCAGCGUGUAAAAUUCUUAUUGGGCGAUGAGGAAAACAAUAGUAGAAGUGAACCGUUGAUGAUUGUUACUGAGAACAAUGGCAGUAAUGCUGAUAGACUAUCUUCUUCUUCCCUGGCACUGGAUUUUAACAAUUCAAAAAUGCAUAAGACCGUUGAGCUUCCACCCCCACCGCCUCUACCGACCAAUCUUCCUCUUCCUGAUCAUAAAGUGGGCCAUUUUAACAAACCUCUCCAAUCCCAUCAUCACCACAAGUUGCAUUUUAACGAGGCAGAGAGAAGAAACGAGGGUGUAAACAUCUCCCAUCAGAUGCUGAGCCUAUUGAUGAGGUGCAACGAUUCAGUUAAUGAUGUGAAGCGCUUGUUAGGUUAUAUACCUUACCAUCCUCUCUAAGGAUGAUCUGUUCCGAUGGGACCGAAACAAUGUGAGCAGUGAGGAUGAGGGACCUUCUGUUUGGAUUGCUGAUAAUACUGGAGAUUCCAUCUCAGCCGUUGAAGGGAAAUGAACACGUACGGAGUGGAGUGCACGUAAAUACUGAUUUAUCUUUCCUUUUCUCAUGCACCAUUCAAUGGCCACACUGUAUUGAAUCUUCGGAAUGAUAUGUGGACCCAUCUGUUAUCACCGCUGAUGCAAGUGGGCCACAAUCCUAGCCAUUUAGUUGGUCACACUGGCUCUAGUUUUGUAACGUUUUAGGUCUGUGGAUAGAUGUGAAUGGCGCACACCCAAGUUGGGUCUUUUUUUUCUUUUUUCUUUUUGUAAACAAUCAAAACCGUAGGAUCUGUCAGUGGAGGCCCACCAGGUCUGUAAAUAUGGCUAUGCAUAUGCCAGUGCCUUUGUAUCAUCCAUUCCCUAAUAUCACUGAAUUUUUUUUUUUU
Messenger RNA from Magnolia sinica, 4225 nucleotides. RefSeq names its product PWWP domain-containing protein 1-like. The record is from RefSeq and is a predicted model, not a curated record. Bases 159 to 3743 code for a protein of 1194 amino acids. Lineage: Eukaryota; Viridiplantae; Streptophyta; Magnoliopsida; Magnoliales; Magnoliaceae. The transcript is spliced from 2 exons.